CAUUUUCAUUGGUCAGAAAACACCAAAUAAGUUUUUUUAAAGUUGAGUAAACGCGUGGCUGUACUUCCGAAAAGACUUUCAAACGGUUACAAGUUUGCAAUAAAAGGGUCAGCAAUAACCAUUUUGAUUUAAUCUAGAGCGCGGCUGCUCUUUAUCCUUUCUGGGCCCAGCUUUCUAAUGGCACUGUCACUAGAAAUGAACAAUAUUUAACUGGUAAAUUAACUUUUUAUCAAUUUAUUUUUAUUUUUGAAACACAUGUCGCGGACGCAGAAGUGCAUAUGUUUUUUUAAUCUUUUACAUCUCCGGCUGUUGCUUUUGUACUACAGUAUAAGCAUAGCACUACAGUACAGCACUGUGUUAUCAGAUGGUGGGCGAAUGGGGUUGCAUUAUUAAUCAACCUGACGGCACUUUCAGGCGUAAAUUUAUCUGGCGAGGAGACGCUGUAUCACACAGAAAAUAAGCCCAUUAAUUGAAUUUGUGAACGUCAGUAACCGUAUGGGCAGCCUGAUAGUUGCAGUACACGUCCUACCGAGGAUGAGCUGAUGAUGAAAGGUCGUUUCCUUUAAAAUCUAGAAAGCGCAGACAGGCUAUCUAGGAAAGAAGAAUAAUUGGUCUACUGAAAUUCAACAUGAUUAUUAUUUUCUCAAUAAAAGAAGUGAAAAUGUAAGGAGAUGUUUGUUUAUUGAUGGCAUAUGGAUCAAGGGAAAGACAGGAAGACGAUUCUAGAACAGGUUAUUGCUGUCACAUAUUGCAGAGAAAAUAGCUACUGCUGUUUCUGAAGUUUCAGAACCUUAAACUGCUUUGUAACGAUGGUCUGUUCCCCAAACUCUUAUCAGAUGUGUCCCUAUCACAUGUCUGCAGGUAAUUUUUUUAAUAUCUCUGUUUUUGCUGCUAAGGCAUGGAUCAAAGCAAAUAUGUCCUGGAUCUAGGCAUGAGUGAUGAAGCCAAGAAAGGGGAGGACUUCAAAGCAGAAUCUGAGGAAAAUUCCAGAAGAUAUGAUGAGGACUCUGAAGAUGAUGGCGAUUUCAUAGAGAAACCUGGUUCUGUGCUAUGGGAGAAAUCAUUUGAGCAAAAUAUCUUAGUUGAAAUCAGUGAUGACAGCAGUUUCCAUUUUAGUGACCAGCAGGAUUCAUUCAUUGUCUGCCUUUCACAAAAUUCAGCUGAAGAUUCAAGUCUUAAUUUAAAUGACAACAUAGAACAGUUUGACACUUAUGAAGACUUUCAAGAUGAAGAAAUGUUUUCCGAAAGAGGUUCUGAGAGCCACAGUCUAAAUCAUCAGCCAAUUUGCAAUAAAAGCAGCAUAAGAAGGAUAUCUGAGCAAAGACAGAACACAAUGGAGGAUGGGCCAGGUCGGAGAUACAGUGAAGUUGGAGACACCAGCGAUGAAGACCAAGAAGACCUUCCGUAUGAUGGUGACCUUUAUAACGAUGAUAGAUUUGCUACUCUCAGACAUAAUGUAGAUAUUAAUGAAAAGCAAUUAACACCUGCUAGAUUCAAUGACAAGCAAGCAGAACAACGACCAGUAAGCAACGCUUGUCAAGCUGCCCGGGAUUUAAAUACUACGCCUUCUCUCGCUUCAUUAGAGUUUGGCAAAACAGUAAAUAAGAUUGAAAAUUAUCCCUCUGGAAAAGCCCUCGGCCUUAACUCCACACCUGUAGCUUUCAAAAAUGGCAGAAAUGAUGUACAACUUAGGGAUGAUACUGAACAUAGAGACACUAGUUUUGAAAUCGGUCAACCUGAUGCCCCCCAGUCAAAGAUUGCAGAAGUGCUACUUCGUCACUUCUCUGAAGAAGAUUUAUUAAAUUCAAGCAAAUACAUUGAAGCAGAGACGAUGCCUGAAGCUUCAUUUACUGAGAGUGUUGAAACGGUAUUGACCAAAUCUGUGUCAGUCAAAUUGCACUAUAAUUUACAUAGCUAUAAUGAUAUGAUCAAUACCGAAAAGGAACUUUGUAAUGAUGUGGAAAUUGAGGAUGAUGAAGCAACUGAUCAGGCUAGCUCCGGUAAUGAGUCCAACAACACAAAUAAAACCAAUAACUUGAAUAAAACUAACACUGAUGACUGCCCUGGAGCCAACAGCAGCAAUACAGUAACUCACACUAAAGGAUCUAAGCAAUGUAUCAAGCAUGAGAGCCAAGGGUUAAAAGAUGAAGAAUAUAUCCAAUCACAAAGGACACCUUUAGGAAGAGUCUGGCCAUGUAAUGAAAUCAAAUAUGGACAAGGUCAGGUUCAUUAUCCUCUUCCAGAUUUUUCCAAAGUAGCUUCAAAAAUUAGGAUCCCUAAGGGAAAUAAUAAUGGAAAGCCUAUCAGGCAUACAUCUGGAAUUCUGAGGACAAAAUCUUCCCCAGGACUGCUGUGUAAAGCUACAGGUUCUUCCAUACCAGAUGUUGAUGUCAUAAGGAAGGUGCUUGACACCAUUCAGCCACAACAAACAGCCGUUGUUUUUAAGGACUCUGAAAAAAGACAGGAUGACCCAAGACAGACUCCAGAACUUGUUAAACAUUUAAAGGAUGAGUAUGAUAAAUUACUAACAAGAUAUGCCGAAGCAGAAAACCUAAUCGAUCAGAUGAGACUGGGUGCUAAAGCACCAUCCUUCUCAGAUUCUUCGAAUGCAAGUGAGUACGAAUCAGGAAUAAUGCCAGCUGCUGCUCAAAUUGAACCCUUUACCACAGCUUCCAUGCCCAGUCUGCCAGCUCUUACAGGUGGAGAUGAAGACGAGCUAAAAGCUGCAGAGCUAUCAAAUUGCACUGCUUCAGACACUGAUCCCCAAGGACCAAGUGAAGGAGAAAAAAUGACUCUGGAACUUAAAGAAAUGAUAAGUCAGUUUAUACAAAAGGUGGAAGAGUUUAAAAGCUGCCUAAGUUCAUUGUCUUUAGGCAUCAAUGAACAACAAGAGGUUUUUAAGACUUUAAUGGAUGCACUAGAUAAGUUAGAAAGGAGUUAUAUGACCAGAAAAGAAGAACACCGUGCACUUGAACUGAAGAGUUAUUUGGGCAAGUCUAAAGACAUUGGGGAAUUUGAUCCUGAAAGGCAGGUGGAAGGACAGAUAUUUAGAAUAGGAAUGUCCCUUGAAGACAUCAAAGAGCAGAUUGAUGAAAAUGUGUGCAAUCAGCUUUCUUCACAAACAUCUUACACCACAUCGACUCCAUUGCCAUCUGCUGAGUCCAUCUCAUCUCAUACAUCACUGCAUGAGGAUUACCCUUGUGAAUUAAAGACUCUGGACAAGAAGCUCCUUCCUUGUCUAUGCCCAAAUGAGCCAAGAAUGAGCUCAGUCAAUGAGGACAGUGAUUUUCCACAAGGCAAUGAUCCUAUUCCAGAAGCAUUCCAACAACACAGCACACCGUUAUUCAACCUCAGUCACUGUAACUCCUAUGAAGAGUCUGACGUGCCGCCAGGAAACCUAAAAUGUGCCUUAAUCAAGGAUGAUUUUAAUGAAUUUGCUGCAACCGUUGAAGAUGGAAUAUUGACAAAAUCACCAAUGGGUGCCUCUAAGAAGAGGCUGUCAACACCUGGAGUCCAGCAAGCUACACACAAGUUAGAGACUUCAUUCUGCCGUGGCACUGUUGGAGAUCUUUCUCAUUCCUCUGUGAACCUCCCUAUAAAGAUACACGGCAUCUCAAAUAAUUUUCAGGAUUCAUUAGAGCAGGGCAUAGUGGCUCCUGAAACAGACAGUGGAUUGGACAGCUUGGAUCAGAGCCGGCCUACUACUGCAUUGUCCCAUUCACAAAUGGCUACAGAGAGGUGUCCAUUGCCUUCAAACCAACAGUCAACCUCCAUUAAUAUGAGCAGUCUGAGCAGUUCAGACAGUGACGUUUCAUGUUCCAAUGCACAGACAGCCAUCAUUAAAGUUUCUUCUUCAAAAGACCUGAAUGAAGCAAUGCAACAAGCUGCUCUGUCUGCUGGCAGCACAGUAGAUCACUGGACUCACAGUGUCAUAAGUGAAAUUGGCUCCACUGGAAAGUAUGAAAGUGAUACAUACAUCCCCCAUCAUGUUAUCAAUCAAAGUUCAGAUGAACAUCUCCUAUUACCCUCUCCAUGUGGCUGUAUUCUUCAUGACACCAUAGAAAAAAACUGGGCCACAUCAGAAAAGCAUUCUCAGCUAUGUUCCCAUCAUAAUGAAGCAAUUGUGGCUCUUCAGUUGGAAGUCUCAAGACUAAAGAAAAAGCUGGAAGAAAGUUUGUUCCGGCUGCCUCAGAUAAGCAAGAGAAUGGAUUAUAUUGACCACAGAUUCAUACCGGAAAAGAGAUACAAAUCAAAAUCUCGAUCUAACAAUAAAGCUGGUUGUUAUAGUGGCCAGAAGCACAGGGGGUGUAAAAAAGGAAGACUCUAUCCCUGGAAUGCAGACUCCCUUUGCAAUGGACAAAACAGGAUUUCAUCAGACAUGGAACCAUGUACAGAUAGUGAAGACUUGUCACAGUCUGCAACAGCAUUUCAGUCCCAACCCUUGCCACACACAUCUGAUAGACAGAACUGCAAAAAAAACAGCUGUCCUCAGGCUGCUGAAGGGUAUACCUUCUUGAGAGAUAAGGACUGCACAUAUCGAAAAUCCCACCAAAAUCACUUGAAUGUAUUAGGGAAGAGUAGCUCCAGUCAGCUCUUUGGGGUAUGGAACAGAAAAACCCACUUGUUGUCAAUGGACAUGCAAGAAAUGAAAUGCAAAGAGAAGAACUUUCCUCUUUAUGAAAACCACUUAAAUAAGAGCAUUUUACAAGUCAAGAAUGGUUCCACCUGCAGUUUACCUGUUAGCUUGAAAGAGGUGAAGCAAUCUUAUGCUCCACAGAACAGGAGACAUUCCACUCAAUCAGACUCCGCUCUUCUAGCCAACAAAGUUAAAGAGCACUUGAAGUGGUCAGAAACCAAGCCACAAAUUAACACCCAAAAUAGGAAUAGCAGGAAAUACAAGGAUGAGGAUAUGAACAGAACGCUGGACAAAGCAAUAGAAGCCGCACAAUAUAUGAAAAGAACAACAGACAGAAUGGUGAAAACUCUUUCAGCUGAUCUAGCCAAGGCAGAAUUGCAUAGAAAAAUGCAGAAUUUGAAUCCACGGUUGUUUAAAGUUAUACAUACAGACUCUUAAAGCAAACAAGAAGGAAAAGUCAUCUGAUGUGUGACUUAACUUGAAUGUCAACAUUGAAAUGCAUUCCUUAAGUGUUUACGUACAGCUUUCUGUAUCUGCCUUUUGACUUGCACUGCUGCAUAAUGUUUUAGUAACUUUUUAAACAACUCCUAUAGAAAUGUAUUCUUUUAGAAGUAUAUAAAAAUGUCACACUUCAUUGUGUUUUGUACUUUUAAAAUUCUAUUGUUAAAAUAAGAUUUAUUUUGCCUUCUUUGUACAAAAUGUACCCCUCCUGUGAACACAAGAUGGGGCCCUGCUCUGCAGUUUUACUAACUAGUUUGAUUAACUCCAAUAUUUCUAUGACCAAUAAACCAGUAUUGUUUAACCAA
Messenger RNA from Lepisosteus oculatus (spotted gar), 5442 nucleotides. Lineage: Eukaryota; Metazoa; Chordata; Actinopteri; Semionotiformes; Lepisosteidae. The record is from RefSeq and is a predicted model, not a curated record.